This is a messenger RNA of Iphiclides podalirius (scarce swallowtail), 993 nucleotides long. NCBI's taxonomy places the organism in Eukaryota, Metazoa, Arthropoda, Insecta, Lepidoptera, Papilionidae. The record is from the annotation of a GenBank genome assembly.
AUGACGAUGAGUCAACUGUCUGUCAUUAAACUUUAUAAUACCGUAGUAGACGAUGUGAUAGCCGGAGUAAGAGACUGCUUUUUAGACGAUGGUGUGGAUGAGCAAGUUUUGCAAGAAUUAAAACAAUUAUGGAAAACAAAGCUCACCGCAAGUGGAGCUAUGGACCCACCACAACCUAAUACUUCUAUUUGUCCGCCUCCACCUCCAGUGAUUCAAAACUUUCAAAAAGCUAACGGGAACAAUGCGAUUCCAAAACGCUCUGAUACUCACAUGGCUCAGCAAAGCUCAAGCCAACAGAGUACUAUUGUAGACCAUGGAAAUUCAGCUUCGAAUGUUGCUGGCGCACAUCCACACCAUGUAUUGGACCCUAAUAACAAAGUACCAGUACAAUUAACAUUACCAGCUCAGCCUGGAGUGCCAGGAUCACAACCACGCUCAUUUACAAUUCAGAUACCAGCAUCAGCACUUAACGGAAACAAAUUACACCAGGUAUUGACCGGGCCUAUCAUCAAUGCUACAAUAAGUUUACCUCAACCUUUAGCUGCAACUCUACUUCAACAACACAUAAAUUCAGCUCUUGCUGGUCAGCAAAGUGACUUUGAUGGUGGUGGAGGUGGCCGCAGCAAUGCCGCACCAUUUUCUCUUGAUGGUGCUAUGGAUUCUUCUGAUGACGAAGGUUCGAAUGUUGGAGAUGGAUCGGAAGAUUGUGGAGCUGAUGAUGAUGAGGAUGAGGAAUCAGCAGAAGAGCGUGCGGAAGAGGAAGAAGAAGAAAGAGAUGAAAGCGGAGGGGCUGAAGAAGAACCCCUUAACUCGGGUGAUGAUGUGUCUGAUGAAGAACCCGGUGAUAUGUUUGACACCGACAAUGUGGUUGUAUGUCAAUAUGAUAAGAUUACACGCAGUCGUAACAAAUGGAAAUUCUACCUUAAAGAUGGUAUUAUGAAUUUGGGUGGCAAGGAUUUUGUUUUCCAAAAAGCAAAUGGUGAUGCUGAGUGG